Messenger RNA from Penicillium maclennaniae, 321 nucleotides. RefSeq lists its product as uncharacterized. NCBI's taxonomy places the organism in Eukaryota, Fungi, Ascomycota, Eurotiomycetes, Eurotiales, Aspergillaceae. The transcript is spliced from 3 exons. The coding region runs from base 1 to 321 and encodes 106 amino acids. The record is from RefSeq and is a predicted model, not a curated record.
AUGCGUGUCUCCGCCUUCGUUCUCGCUUUCACCUCCAUCGUGUCUCUGAGUGCAGCCCAGAGUGCUAUUGUCCAGGAUGACAGAAUCAACAUGUCCUGCGACUUCGCGCAGGACAAGUCCGGCAUGCUGCAGUACCCGUACUGCUGCCGCGACAUGAAGCCUCUGAGAGGAAACUCCAAGGGCAACGAGGCCCUGGACUGCGACCUGUUGACAAAGCCUCAGCUGUGUGAGGACCAAUCCCGACCUGCUUGCUGCUACACUAUCGGCCCGAAGAAGAUCUGUACCUCGCACGUCGUUUUCCAGAACGCGGAGGACGUCUAG